Ochotona curzoniae (black-lipped pika) is the source of this 3145-nucleotide messenger RNA. RefSeq names its product liprin-beta-2. Gene Ontology annotation, molecular function: protein binding. Gene Ontology annotation, cellular component: presynaptic active zone. The record is from RefSeq and is a predicted model, not a curated record. Gene Ontology annotation, biological process: neuromuscular junction development. The coding region runs from base 22 to 2649 and encodes 875 amino acids. NCBI's taxonomy places the organism in Eukaryota, Metazoa, Chordata, Mammalia, Lagomorpha, Ochotonidae. The transcript is spliced from 23 exons.
AGAAGAGGAGACAAAGGAAUCAUGGCUUCUGAUGCUAGUCAUGCGCUGGAAGCUGCCCUGGAGCAGAUGGACGGGAUCAUUGCAGGCGCUAAAACAGGUACAGAUAUCAGUGAUGGUACCUGUGAUCCUGGAUUGUCUUCUCCAGCCUCCUACAUGAACCCCUUCCCAGUGCUUCAUCUCGUUGAGGACUUGAGGCUGGCCCUGGAGAUGCUGGAGCUUCCUCAGGAGAGAUCAGCCCUCUUGAGCCAGAUCCCUGGCCCAACAGUUGCCUACAUAAAGGAGUGGUUUGAGGGAAGCUUGUCCCAGGUGAAUCAUCACAGUGCUGCUAGUAAUGAAACUUACCAGGAGCGCUUGGCACGUCUAGAGGGAGAUAAGGAGUCCCUCAUAUUACAGGUGAGCGUCCUCACAGACCAAGUGGAAGCCCAAGGAGAGAAGAUUCGGGACCUGGAAGUGUGUCUGGAAGGACAUCAGGUGAAACUCAAUGCUGCUGAAGAAAUGCUUCAACAGGAGCUGCUAAGUCGCACAUCUCUUGAGACCCAGAAGCUCGAUUUGAUGACCGAAGUUUCUGAGCUGAAGCUCAAGCUGGUUGGCAUGGAGAAGGAGCAAAGAGAGCAAGAGGAGAAACAAAGAAAAGCAGAGGAGUUACUGCAAGAACUCCGACACCUCAAAAUCAAGGUAGAAGAGUUGGAGAACGAACGGAAUCAAUAUGAGUGGAAGCUAAAGGCCACUAAGGCCGAGGUAGCACAGCUGCAAGAACAGGUGGCCCUGAAGGAUGCAGAAAUUGAGCGUUUGCAUAGCCAGCUCUCCCGUGCUGCAGCUCUCCAUGGUGAACAUGCAGAGAGAGACCAGGAAAUUCAGCGACUGAAAAUGGGGAUGGAAACUUUGCUUGUUGCCAAUGAAGAUAAGAAUCGUCGGAUAGAAGAGCUCACUGGGCUUUUGAACCAGUACCGAAGGAAGAAGGAGAUUGUGAUGGCAACUCAAGGGCCCUCAGAGAGAACUCUGCCCAUGAAUGAAGAAGAUAUGGAGGGCAGUUUCAGAAAGUGGAACACCACAAAUAAAGACUCUGAAGAAUUAUUUAAACAUGAGAUGUCGCCAAGAUGUAGCUCCCCCACAGUGGGGCCGCCUCCACUUCCCCAGAAAUCACUGGAAACCAGGUCUCAGAAAAAACUCUCCUGUAGCCUAGAAGACUUGAGAAGUGAAUCUGUGGAUAAGAGUGUCAAUGGGAACCAGCGCUCCCCGGUGUCGGGAUCCAAGGACAACCCUCUUGUGUCAGACCACAAGUAUCCAACGUUACCUGGGAAGCAUUCAGGAGCCACCACCAAUGGAGAGGCCACCAAGUCUAAUCCUUCUGCCUCCCAGCCUGAUGCCACCGGGAGCAGCCUGCUGAGGUUGAGAGACACAGAAAGUGGUUGGGAUGACACUGCCAUGGCCAAUGACCUCUCAUCUACAUCAUCGGGUACUGAGUCAGGACCCCAGUCUCCCUUGACACCUGAUGGUAAACGGAGCCCCAAAGGCAUCAAAAAAUUCUGGGGAAAAAUCCGAAGAACUCAAUCAGGAAAUUUCAACACUGAUGCACCGGGAGUGGCAGAGUUUCGACGAGGUGGGCUUCGAGCAACUGCAGGGCCAAGGCUCUCUAGGACCAGAGACUCCAAGGGACAAAAAAGUGAUGCCAACGCCCCCUUUGCCCAGUGGAGCACGGAGCGAGUGUGUGCAUGGCUGGAGGACUUUGGCCUGGCACAGUAUGUGAUCUUUGCCAGGCAGUGGGUGACUUCCGGCCACACCCUGCUGACAGCUACACCUCAGGACAUGGAAAAGGAGCUGGGAAUUAAGCACCCACUUCACAGGAAGAAACUGAUACUGGCAGUGAAAGCCAUCAACACCAAGCAGGAGGAGAAUUCUGCCCUGCUGGACCACAUCUGGGUGACACGAUGGCUUGAUGACAUAGGCUUACCCCAGUACAAAGACCAGUUUCAUGAAUCCAGAGUUGAUGGACGGAUGCUGCAAUAUCUAACUGUGAAUGAUCUACUCUUCCUAAAAGUCACUAGCCAGCUGCAUCAUCUCAGCAUCAAAUGUGCCAUUCAUGUGCUGCAUGUCAACAAGUUCAACCCCCACUGCCUGCACCGGCGGCCAGCAGAUGAGAGUAACCUCUCUCCUUCAGAAGUUGUGCAGUGGUCCAACCACAGGGUGAUGGAGUGGUUGCGAUCAGUGGACCUGGCAGAGUACGCCCCCAACCUUCGAGGGAGUGGCGUCCAUGGCGGUCUCAUUAUCCUGGAGCCACGUUUCACGGGAGACACUCUGGCUAUGCUUCUCAAUAUCCCGCCACAAAAGACACUUCUUAGGCGCCACCUGACCACCAAAUUCAAUGCCCUGAUUGGUCCUGAGGCUGAACAGGAAAAACGAGAGAAAAUGUCCUCUCCAGCUUACACGCCACUGACCACCACAGCCAAAGUCCGGCCAAAGAAACUAGGAUUUUCACAUUUUGGAAAUAUAAGAAAGAAGAAGUUUGAUGAAUCAACAGACUACAUUUGCCCAAUGGAGCCCAGCGAUGGUGUUGGUGACAGUCACAGAGUCUAUGGAGGCUACCGGGGCCUCAGCCCCCUUGAUUCCCCUGAACUGGAUGGGCUGGACCAGGUGGGACAGAUUAGCUGAUGCCCUAUCGCCUGUCCUCUGUGCACCCCAAGAGCUCACAGUAACUGCGUGUGUCACCAUGUUACUGCACCUCACCCCCUUGCACAUGUGCAUGACUCACAGAGAACAUUCCAGCAAUGAUGUACCCCCCCCCCCCCCGGGUAAGACUCUCUUCUAGCCCUGAGGGUGGCCAGGAUAUGGAGGUGGACUUCUGCCAAGGGGCCAGGCUAUUGGGACCAUUGCCAAAGGUGGACGCAGGAGGAAAGGCUCCUAAAGAUGCUUAUAGAUACAUUUUUAGCAGGUACCCAGGAAGCUCAGACCUCAGGCACCUCCCCAUGCUUUGGCUGAGGUAAAAACUCAAGUGCCUUAGGCCUGCUGGCCUCUGGGUCUUGGCCAAGGUCAAAGGAACAAGCAGCAGGGAUUUCUGCCAUGGUGACAAUGUAAUUGUUUUGUGCCUUACUGCAAGAGGUGGUUGUUGCUUCCUUCUGUUAAUAAAAACAGUAUUUAUGUGAGAAAG